CGCCGCCUCCCGCGCUGCCUGCGGGCCGCCCCGCCGCCAGACCGGCCGGGAGCGCCGACGGAGAGUUGGUGGAGUUCCGGGAAGCGCGGGGAUAGCCGGGCCGUCGCGUCGGCCUUGCGCUGCUCCCCGAGGGCACAGCUCCGCCGGCUGGAAGGAGCCUCUGUUGGGCGCCGAGAUCCGCGCUGCUGGAGCUGUGGUGCCGCUCUGUGCGGCGCGGCGUGAAGGCAAACGGCGUCGCGAGCGCGGAAAGCUGCCUGUCGGUUAGGUGUGCGUGGAGCUGCGGAGCUGCGGGCGCCGCGGUUCGGUCCGUGCGGUCAGAUGAACGGGGCGUCGGGUUGAGGACUGCCGCGCUCGUCAUGCCGGUCGCGGCGCUUCUUUUUGUUGUUUCCCUCUGCGUUUGAAGCUAGAGUUUAAGCUUUAGAAGGUUAGGGUUACAAAUUCCUCGUGAAUUUGCAGAGUCGUUGGGCUCUGCAACCCGUAGGGGUUGAAAGAGACCUCUGGAGAUCGUCGAGUCCCAGCCCCUGCGAUGGCAGGUUGGACAGGAAAGGACCCGAGUGGGUCUUGAAUGUCUCCAGGGGAGGAGGCUCCGCGGCCCCUCUGGGCAGCCGGUUCCAAUGCAGCCCAGACCUGCCUGCUCUACGUUUCUUUUCUUAUCCCUGAGUUGAAGGUGGCUGCCUUCAGUUUUCAGCUCCAAAUCUUGUUAUGGUCCUAUUGAUGCUGGAAGUUCUGUGGUAAGUCAUGCUUUCCCAAAUAGGAAUUCUUCAGAGUUUUCAUCCGUUUUCUGUGUUACAUUCUCAUUAAGAAAAAUAAUUUUCUGACGUUUGUUACCAGGCAUUCUUUUCUCUCUCUCUUAUUUUUUUUUUUUUUAACUUCAUUUAUUUUGUUUUCUCCUGGGUGCCCUCCAAUAUAUUGUCAUUCUCCUUGAACUGCAGACAGUGCAUUUUUUAAGCAAUUAAAUUGAUGUCAAGAAGAUCUCUGUGUGGCCUGAGGCUCCAGGUUCUCCGUUUCGCAGAGAACUGCAAGGAGUGUUGGGUUCCUGGCCACAACCUGGCCCUAUGAAGCUGCUUCGCUCCCUUCAAAGUUGCCAGCGUGGUAAAAUAGAAUCUCCCACUGCUCUGUUUCAUCUUCCUUUUUAAUCGUUGGGCUCCUCUUUAGUCAUGUUAAUAUGUUGGCUGCAGCGGUAGUCAGCGACAUGCCCUUUUUGUAUUGCUCUUGCCAGUUUUCAGCAUCUGUGGAGGAUCAUGUCAUCUGUUCCAUGAAGAAGCUUUGUAUUUUCCAGGUCAGUUAAGAAUCUGUAGUGCAGAGAAACCCUGGAUCCCUCCAGGGUCUUUGAAGAUACACAAGUGCCUGAUGAUUGGUUCCUGCGUUCCGAAAAACAACCACCCUGCUUUCAAAACAUGACUUAAAUCUUUUUAAUAGGUGCUACUUUAAAGCAUUAUCAGUUUUUUAUUUUGGAAAUUCCUUUAUGGAAAUGGUAUGGAGAGCAGUCUCAAGACAAGUUCCUCACACAAGCUUACAGGAUCGUUGCCUGCUACCUAUAACACUCAGCCUGCUAAUAAAAAAUAUAAUCAAAUUAGAAUUACUGAAUGCAUUCUUCAUAUGACAAUAUUUUUGCUAUGCUUUAGGAAGCAAUGUCAAGGAAAUCUUGCUUUCAGUUCCUAGAAGUUUCAUCUUGAGGCUACGUAGAUGGUGAUAAACGGUAUGUUUUUAAAGGUGUUGACUGAAAUAUUUUAAGUUGACUGUGUUUUCUUUCUUAAGCUGUAGCAAUGUCAGGGAAAAAAAGCCUGAAUUACAGAGUACUUGAAGUUCUCCUGUAGUGAGUUCUUAUGUAGGGUUCAUGUUGUAUGGUAAGAUUUAAAAUGCAGUAGGAUGUAAACUGCCUUGGGGACAGUGCUAAAUACAGUCUCAGUGUGCACAGGUGUUUCUGUUUUCGCUCCCACUGCUAUUCUCCACGGCGGGGUGGGGAACUGGGACCUCAGAGCUAUGAGCUCUCACUAGUGAGGCUGGAAGCGGGUCGUGUAGGUGCUGGUGUGCUGGGACAGAGCUCGAGCACUCUGGUUUGCAUUGUUGUAGAUUGCUUCACCAUGUUCCAAACGCUGGUUUUGAUUGUGGCUGACAGGUAGUCAUCUGAACAGCUGAAGCUGUGUUCAUCUGAUGUUAAAUCACAAAAAUGUGUGCCGUGUUCAUCUGGUCCUUGUCUGAAGAGAACGUGGCCUUCAGGUGGUACAGGCAGCAGUAUUUCCGUCAGGCUGUCCUGAUAUUUAUGCUGGUGCAGGCUGUGUUGUGGCAGGCUGCGUUCCCUUUGUGUGCAGAGCCGUGUUCACAGUCGUGGCUCAUCAAAAUGAUUUCUCCUCCCUACAAGCCUUGCUUCUGUCGUCCUGUACUUAACUUCAGCCAUCUGGUUUUUAUCCUGCUCCUUAUUUCUUGCAGGCACUGUUUUGUCUGUGCAGUGGCACUGCUCCUACCAAAGGAAGCGUGCGGUGGAGUAUUGUAAGGACACCGUUACCAGGUCUGCUGUGGCAUAGCUUAUCCUGGAAUAAAUAGAAGUCAACGAAUGAGAAUGGAAAUCACUGGAACCUCUUCGUUAGCUGAGAAGAGCUCAGUCGCACUGGGGAGUGCUUGGGCAGCGCAAUCAAAGCAGCCCAGAGCAGGAGGGCUGAGAUGGGCGCUCCUGUCCUCCAUGCUCCCCAUUUUCCCCCUGCUUCUUAUGCUGUCUGUUUGCAGCUGGAAGGAAUUCCUGCAGAACAACGCUGCUCAUGACCUUUAUCUCUUAGGAAACCUGAUUUCUACACCGAUGCUGUCUCUUUGGUUGUGCAGUCCCGUAUUGAGCAGCAGAUUGAUUUGUUACUCGCUUGAGGAAAAACACGGUCUUCAGAAAACCAUAAUGGCUGUGUAGUAGUUGGUGAGACUGUCAUAAUUACUUGGAAGGAGAAAUGCAGAAAGGCGAUAAUGAUGAUGAGUUCCUGGUUGAGUACAUGUCCGACUUGGCGAGCCCUCUUGUUUCCAUUUGGAGAAGGAUUUUUGCUAAUUGCUCUCCUUUGGUGUUAGCCCAGCUCUAGGACCUGACCCUGUGUUGUGUGUGGCUGAAUGACAGUCCCAGUUAUUUGUUAUUUUAAGCUUGAUGGCCACCGCUGUGGUCUCUGGUGUUUCUUCUGUGCUGGCAGUCUGUGUCCGUCUCUGUCCGACCCAGACGUAUGGGUUUUACAGCACUGAAUUUGAGACGGUUCUUUACAAUAGAUAGCACUGACAUUUGGUUAGCGUGACCUAUAUUUAUAGCAGCUAAUCUAAAAUAACAAACUGCUUAGUGAUAGUUCAGAGGGAAAGUUAUGUAACUGCGAGACUCCAACUUUUAUAAUGCACUGCUAGGAUUUAUUUAUUUUUUAAACUUACCCUUUUUGCAUAGCUGUCAAGCUUUCUGUAACAGCUGUAGGGAUGUGACUUUGGUAGGGCUCAAUCUGAAGUAAUAGUAGAUUUGUGCAUAGCUAUAGAAGUUGUAGAAAAUAAAAAUUAAAAAUGCAGGUAAUAUAGAAAAAUAUACAACUCUCUCUCUUUUUUUUUUUUUUUUUUAAUCAAAUGAAACUUCCUGAGGGGUAAAAACAGUGUUUGUUGCUAAACAGGUGUAAUACAAGAAGUUCCCUGUGGUGCGGUGUUUCACUUGCAGAAAGCUGAAGCUCAUAAACAGAAUGUGUUUAAAAUGUUUUCUAUGAAAAGAUAAAGGCACAGGAGGAUUAAAUAAAAUUUAUAAACAUAUAAAAAGGUGAGUCACUUCUAAAUAUUACUAAACUUUCUGUCACGGUCUGUAUUGGAAACAUUCAUACGCAAUCAAUCUGUGGAGUAGCACAGGUAUUUUAGAGGGACUUAAUGAAUGAGCCAAAAGGGCAUCUCUGAAAUGCUGUGCUACUGACCUGUCUGGGAGUGUACCAACUACACCAGGUGUUUCAAGCAUCUUGUUAUUUGCUGCAGGAGCUGAGGGUGCAGCCCUGCUGUCUUCAGCAGGUGUCCUGAGAAGGCUUUGCUGCCCAGAUCCCCAGGAGGAGCUCCCUGAGAUGAACCACGUGAAGCCCUGGGCCCGCCUUGAGGUCACCUACCGUGAUAUUUCAGAUGUGAGCUCUUUCCCAUGGAGCUGAGAGCUUCACCGCAGCAAUUACCUACGUAUAAUUUCCUGCCUCGGAGUUUAGUUCUUGGAAGCUGUCACCUUGGCCCUGGAAAGCGAAGAAGUAAGGAGUGUUUCCUCUGCUUAAGCUAUGGAGGAGGACAUCCAUCACAUUCAGAAACAGAUCUUCUUCAUAGACAGACAUACACAGCUUCUCAUCAGCUUCCUGGAUACUCUGCUACGCACCAUCCUACUGGUCUUUCAGGAAUUUUUGAUACUGGUAUGCACACCUCUGGAAGUAACACUAAGGAAACUUCAGUUAUGAAUUUUCUCUCUGCGAUUGAGUCUCGCACAGCUCAGACAGCCUCUUCAGGAUCUACCCUUUUGCCACAAUUCAGGGCUCCUUCCUGGCAGACAGGUAUGCAUUCCUCAACAGCCACAGAACUAUUUGUUACUGGAGCGUUGCCAACCUCUGGAACCUUUCCACCAACAUCUGCUUUAUCAGCUUAUCAGCAUCCAAACACGUUCAGCAGUAGAAACUUUGCUACUACUCCUUCUCUUACUCUUCAAGAUACUACUUUCAGUGCUACAUCAAAUGGCCUCUUAACUACCCAUGAUCCUUUAUUACAGAUCAAAACAUCACAAGGCACUGUUCCAGCUGCUUUGACAUUUGAGCGCCUCGGCAGUUCUGUUUUAAGUACCAGCGUACCACCUCAGUCAUCAACAUAUCGUUCUGCUCAAGAGUCUGCGCCCCAUCUUUUGCAACCUCAAUUUAGUUUGCUGCCUUCAACCAUUGGAGGAGCUCAGCAGGUUUCUCAGGCAUACAGCACAUCUGUCUUUACUGGUUCCACGGCUUCUAUCGAUAGAGCACUUCAGCGAGAAUGUAGUGUUAUUAAGCACCAUCAGCGGCCUUCAAGUACUCAGUCUGUUCAGGCUCAAUUGACUGUUUCACAGCAUUCCUUACACAGCUAUUUAACGAGUACAAGUGGAAUUAAUUUUCAGGAUACGUGCAGGCACUCAGCGUUAUCCUGCAGUCCAGUUGGAGAUGUUACUCAGGUGAGCAAUGGAGGACCACAGCAGAAGACUUCUCAAGUCACAGUGGAACUUGCUCAGUCCUAUGCAUCUGCAGUUCCAUCACCUGGCUUUCCAUCUGCUUCUGCAGCAAAAGUGAAAAACUGUUCCACAAAACAGCCUCCAAGGUCAACGAAGACCCCCAAACCUCAGAGCAUAGCUCCCCCCGUGCAGACACAAAGCUAUGCUAAAACUGCACAAAACCAGAGUUCUGUCAUCACAGGCCAAGCACAGAUCUAUUCUACAGCACAGCUGCCAAGUCUGUUGUCAGUCAGCCAGUCUCAAAAUUAUAUUUCUUCCCAGGCUCAGAAUGUGCCACCUGUCAGUCACCCGCAGGAUUUCUCAUCUAGCAAGGUUGAGAAGCUGCCCACAUUGUACAAAACAUUGACUUUUUCUGGGCAGUCACAAACUAUUACUUCUGAUAGCCAAACUCUAAGUUACUCCUCAGAUGAGCAAGUUCUGACUUCAGUUCCAAAUGAGAACUACUCUCCACAGACAAGGGAACUUUCUUCAGUCAGCCAAUCUCAGAGUUACUCUUCUAGUCACUCUCAGGGUUUAUCUCCAGUUAGCCAAUCCCAAGUUAGCUUUUCAUCUCAAUCACAAGUUUUAUCAGCUGUUAGUCCUUCAGAAAGCUAUUCUUCAGGGCAGUCUUUAGCAUUAACAUCACCUUCUCUUCCCUUUUCUGCCUCUCCUCGGAUACAGACUCUUCCAGCCUCAAGUCCCAAUCAGAGCUAUAUUUCUUUGCAUUCUUCCCAGAACGCUCAGUCGCAAGAAUCCUCCUCCCCGCAGUCUCAAAAGUUUUUGCCAUCUGUCCAGUCUCCUCCUUUUGCAUCCCCGGCUCAUUCACAGGCACUGCAGAACAGCAGGCCUUCCUCAGACACAAAAGCAUACGUAAAAAGGAAAUCAGACUCUAACUUAUAUGCAUCAUCAAAACAAGAGGAAGAGUUGUCAAUGCAGGAUAUGCAGGCUUUGCAACGACAAGCUUCUCUUGAGUCUUCCACCCAAAGGCUAACCGAUGAGGAGAUCGGUGCUCAGGAUGCAUCCUAUCGGGUCACGAAAGCAGAUGACCGAUACUCUCAAAGCGUAAUCAGAAGUAACUCUCGUCUUGAGGAUCAAGUUGUUGGACUUACUCUUCAAGGAGCAAAAAAGGAUGAGAGAAUGGCUAAUACUGUGGAACAGCUCUCCCAGCAUAUUGGCCAUAUCAGUAAUUUAAGCCAUGAUAUGAAAAAAACAGCUAAUUUAAUGCAAUCAGCACAAGUAAAUGUGAGUUCUAAAGAACUAAACCAGCAACAUUCUCUUAUGCAUAAGGUACAUGAAAGUAAAGCUUCAGAACAGCAAGGCCAGAUCAUUAGUACGACUCCGCAGGUGCAGCCCCAUGCCUUAAGACAUGGUCAUCAGCUGUGUUUGCCUGGUGCACAGGUGCUUCUGGAGUCAACCUGUGACUUGCAGAUUCUGCAUCAGUCAAUCCUGCAGUCGGGUUUAGGACAAGCAAAGGUACCACCGCAAGUGCAAAGAAUACAGAGCCCUCAGCAGGUGGCGCAUCCGUUCCUUCAGAUGGAUGGACAUAUUAUUCAGAGCAAUGGGGGUCAUUCUCAGCAACAGCUUCAUACCCAAAAUUCGGAAGUAAUGAAAAUGGACGUUUCUGAGCCCUCAAAACCACUACAGCAACAUUUGGCAACAAAAGAUCAUUUUACUCAGACAAAUCAACACGAUUCAAAAAAUCAGUUUGUUUCUCUUAGUUCGAUAUGUUUCCCAGAAUCUAUGCUUCUCAGUGAUGAGAGGAAUAUACUAUCCAAUGUGGAUGAUAUCCUAGCAGCAACAGCAGCAGCCUGCGGAGUGACACCAUCUGACUUUGCCAAAUCAGCAUCUAACGAAGAGGAGAUCCGGUCUGUUGAAAACAGUGAGGAGUCUAAAACGCAGUUCCGAUCAAUGGAUGUAAGGCACGUAUCUUCUGGUUUCAGUGCCUCGUCUGCUGUAGUUGGAAAGCCAGCAAGCAUAAAUAAUAUUUCUCUUAAUGGAGGCCAAAUCACUAUAAAUCUUACACCGGUGUCAGCAAUACAGACAAAAGCUGUGAACCUUAAUCAUCAGCACAUUGACGCUUCUGAUCAAAACGUACCAACAAGAAUGACCUCUCCCACGCUUGGCCCUGGUCAGGAGGAGCAAGAACAAAGUGCUGUCCCAGUUAAGAAACAGUCUAGCAUCAGUCGUGAAUCGGAAGAGGAUAACAGUGUUUCUGCUGAUGGUACACUGAAUGCCAGAGACCUAGACUUUGUUUCAAGCGGUAAGAGUCUAAGUGAAGAAAGUGCUGCUUCAGAGAAUGAUUUUAAUAUGAGUGGUGACGAUGGUACAGUAGCAGGUAACCAGUCAAAGGGUCCAUUGCAAUCAUUGCCUGUGCCCCAGAGUGGGGCUGAGGAAGAAUGCCAAGAUUUAAGUCAGGGGAACCUUCAGAAGAAGAAAAGCAAAGGAAAAAGCCAAAACAAAAAUGCUGCAGAAGAAGACAGUGCAAUUCAGAAACAGAUAAAGAGAAGCGGACAGUGUAAACGUCAGAACUCGAGAGGAAACGACUCUUGUUUGAUGUACUCUUCUCCUGUUUCUGAAAGUUGUUACGAUACGUAUCAGCAUCAGGAAAGAAUGAGGCAAAAAAUUAAAGAAGUUGAAGAAAAACAGCCCGAAGUGAAAACAGGAUUCAUUGCAUCUUUUUUAGACUUUCUCAAGUCUGGGCCUAGGCAACAGUUUUCAGCUCCGGCUGUGCGAAUGCCAAACAGGACGAGGCGACCGGUUACCCACGUGGUUCGUGGCCCUUGCCUGCAGUCACCCGCAAAGCCUAUGCCAGCAGCAGCACCUGCAGCUUCUGAGAUCACUGGAGAAAGUCCAACCAAAAAAGCUGAUGAAGAACUUAAGAAAAAUUUAGAAACACUGCCUUCAUUUUCUUCUGAUGAGGAUGAUUCUGUGGGAGGUAACCACGAUCUUCAGAAGAGCAUCUCUACUGCACUGUCAGCCCUGGAUGAUUCUUCUGACAGAAAGAACAAAUCAGAAGCUGAAAAAGUGCCAGUUGUUUCUGCUGCCUCCACUGCUGCCACAAUAAAGCAGGAAUUGCCACAGAUGACAUCUCCUGUAGUCAGUGUGCAGGAGAAAAUGAGCUCAGCCGACUCCUUAAAAGCAGCUCAACAGGAUGCUGGGACUUGUGACCAGUUAGCAAAAAUCCAGGCGACUGUUGCAAUAGAAGGAGGUACUGAGGAGGAGAACACGGACAGUGGAGGAGAGGGCAUGUACAGAGAGCGUGAUGAAUUUGUAGUGAAGAUUGAAGAUAUAGAGACACUAAAGCUUGCUUUGCAAACAGGAAAGGAGCCUCCAGCUAUUUGGAAAGUACAGAAGGCCUUACUGCAAAAGUUUGUUCCUGAAGUGCGGGAUGGACAGAGAGAGUUUGCUGCUACCAACAGUUAUCUUGGCUAUUUCGGGGACGCAAAAACAAAAUACAAACGAGUGUAUGUGAAGUUCAUUGAGAAUGCAAACAAAAAGGAAUAUGUUAGAGUGUGUUCGAGAAAGCCACGAAGCAAGCCUGUACAGUCUGCAAGGACUAUUCAUUGCAAACCCAGUAGCAGCAACAACAAAGCACCUGAUCCACCGCCCCCAAAACCAGCAGCAACAAAGGUCUCUUCUGUGAAACCCAAAGCUAAGCAGCCAAAAGUAAAGGCUGAACCACCUCCAAAGAAAAGGAAAAAGUGGAAAGAGGAAUUCUCGUCUUCCCAGUCUGAUUCUUCACCUGAGGCCCAAAGUGAAGAAGAUGAGCUUGUACCUCCGCCUCCAUUUGUGACUCGCUUUCUGAACACAAGAGCUAUGAAAGAGACCUUUAAGAGCUAUAUGGAGUUGCUUGUUAGCAUUGCCUUGGAUCCAGACACAAUGCAAGCCUUGGAAAAGAGCAAUGAUGAGCUACUUUUGCCUCACAUGAGAAAAAUUGAUGGCAUGCUGAAUGACAAUAGGAAAAGGCUGCUUUCCAAAUUGCGCCUGGAUAAUACUUUCAAGAGCGCUUUGGAAAUCUUUCCUGAACUCACAGUGAUCACUCGGGAUUCUAAGACAAAAAGCGGUGGAGCAUCUGUGUCUAAGAUCAAAAUGAAUGGUAAAGCUUACAACAAGAAAACACUGAGGGCCUCUAAAUCAACCACUAAAUUAGCACAGGAGUUUACGGUAGAUCCAGAAAAAAUACAGCUGUAUUCUUUGUAUCACUCACUCCAUCAUUACAAAUAUCAUAUAUAUCUGACAUGUAAAGAGGAGAUUUCUUCUGUUCAGAAGAAAAGUGCAGAUCUAGGACAGGAAGAGAUUGUGCAGCUGUGCAUGAAAAAUAUGAAAUGGGUGGAGGAUCUUUUUGAAAAGUUUGGUGAACUAUUGAAUCGUGUGCAGCAGAAAUGCUCAUAACAGAAAUGUAUUCCAAAUCUCACAUUUUUCUUCGGCACUAAUCUGAUGGAACAGAAAGCUCAGAGAGGCUCUGAUUUCUUUUACAAAGCCAGCCUGUGUUCUUGUUCAUAGGCAGUUGUAUUUCUCUUUAUGGAACUUUGUGCCUUGGCUCUUGCUAAGGAAAAGUGAUGCUGCCAAGGAAAUCAGCCCUUUGGAGAUGGAACUGAACGUAAACCUAACCACAUUUUUAACCUGGAGAAUUAUUUUUUUUCUUUUUUGUGAACUAUCGGAUAACUUAGUUUUAUUUUCAGAAAUGUUUUUGACAAAUGAUAAAGCAUGCACUACAUAUUCUUUUUUUCUUUAUUGCUAAAAAGAUAUCAACACUUAAAAUACAACAGAUUUUUCCAUCUCUGACUAAGCAACAGAAAAGUCAGCAUUGGGGUACAUGUGUCUGGCUACCAAACUGAGCUUUGUACAUCUUGUGAGCAGAGCCGGAGCGCCAUCAGUUUCUGUGAACGUGUUGCCAUCAUCAAACCCAGAAAUGUCAUUAUGCUUUAUGGACUCCUUUUACUAUUGUCAUGUUCAGGAGACUGAACGUGGAGUUGGUGCAAUCCUAUGACUGCUUUUUUUGUGUGUCAAAUUAUAUUGUAAUGAAAGACAAUGACCUUAACUAUUUUCCCCAUUUUGAAGAAAAAAAAUAUUUUCCUUUAUACAGCGUUUUUUUUUUUUUCUUUUGGAAAAAAAAAUUCAAUUGUACAUUUUAUCUCACUAAUAGUUGUAUUUUUCACAGAGAAAAUAUUGUGGUUAAAAUUGUUUCAUGUAUCUUUGUAAUACUUUCCAUUGUUUCCAGUAAAUCCUAUUCAUUUAUGUUGAUUUCGUAUUGUAAACUAUGUAUCUCGAGGUAACCCUUUUGUUUAUACAGGUUUGCUUCAGUGUUAACCAGAAUAAUGCAUACUAGACUAGUUUUGCUUUAAGUGUAGUUGUGUUAGACACUGCAAGUAUCUUCUGACACAUGAAAAUAAAUUUCUUACUAAACUAGCACUUGAUUAACUGAGAGUUUAAAUGAGGAACUACUAUAUCUUGGUCAACAAAGAUUGCUGACUGAAUAGACUACAUGCAGUGUUAAACACAGCUUACCUAGUUGUCUGUAGAACUGGCAGUUGCAGAGCUGUUCUCUUUGGUGCCUUUCAAGUCUUCAGACAUUUUCUUGUAGCUUUUUUUGUCCCUCUGGUUUAACAGUAGUGCCACUAGUCAUUCUCAGACAAUGAAUGUAAUGGGCUGUAAUCAGGAGAACAUUUUCUUUAAAUUUGCCAACAGAAUGCCUUACUGAGUCAUUCAGAACAGAUAUUUACUGGGGUCCUGGAAAAAAGAAAAAAAAAACUCAUGUUGUUCUUUUCCAGAUAACAUAGGAAAAAAUAAUUCCUUUAUCUUCUAACUGCCACUUAGUGCCUUAAUUUCAGCCAAGAAAGCAGGGUUCACUAUUCAUUGGCCAAAUGAAAUAAUGUUCAUUGCCAUGUGACCUUUUUUCCUGUUGUCUGUUUUUAUCCUAUUUAGUUGUUAAACGUUCAUUAGACUUUAGAACUAUGAAGAGUUUAAUGAAUAGAUGUAAAAAUGCAAUUAUUUGAUCUCGAGUAAUCAAAUAGGUUUGAAUAUUAAAGUAUGUACAGAAUUUUAGCUGAUUAGUUUUAGAACUGUAUAGGAUGUUUACCAUAUUUCCAAAGCUAUUUGUCUUCUAAAAGCAAUAAUUCUCAUUUAAAACUUGUAUGCAGACUACAGUGAACAGAGAUGGUGUCACCUCUGCCUUUUUUAAAGCCUCGUCAUAACGCGGCUGCUUUAAAAAGGGAGGUCGCUAUCGAGUUACUAGAUGCGUUGUGCUACUGUGAUGUCUUUAUAAUCAAGGAGAGUGAAAUGGGCUUUUAUUUAGGAAGAACGUGCAGAAUGUCAGAGCAGUUGUGAAGCUAAUUCAUUUUUUCAGAGUAAGGAAGGGUAGACAUGAGCCUUGGAGGCUUGCGGUUGUUUCAGUCGCGCUGUGUUGAACGCGGCAGGAGCCAAAGCCUGUGGAUAACACGUGAAGCAGAGCUGCCAACGUCAGUGGCCAUCAGCUAAAAAUGGGUUUGCUGUAAAUACGCCAACUGGAGACGUGGUAGCUCUGUGCCUCUUGUGCCAUUUAAUCUAUAGCAUGAGUUCCCAAAUUUAUUUAGGGGUAUUCCCUUAUUGGAGGAACAAUGGCAGCAGCAGUUCCCGGCUGCAUAGAUACAGGAGAGGCAUUUAAUUGCACACAUGGUGUUCUGUUGGCCCCUUUCGGUGAAACAACAGAGUUUGGGAGUUCCUGGGCUGUGUUGCUAAGGAUGGUUAGGGUGCAGACUGAGGGAACAGGAGUUGUUGUCUCCUUGACUGUAAAGAAUUCAUCGGACUCUUUGUCUCCUUUCCCUCCCUCAUAUGACUGAGAGCAACCAACAGAGAAAUCUUUUUGCUUUCUGAAAGAUUUCUACACCACUACUUUACAGCUCUCUAGAGUUCUGAAUCUAGAAGUAGCUUUAGGAAACUGGUUGUUUUCAUCCAAGUCCUUAGAAACUGAAGAAAAAAAAGAGAUGAGAGGGUUUUGGAACAGUUUGUCCCCAUUUAAUAGGAAGGUGAAUUCUGGUGGCGACCAUCUAGAUAAGUGAAUAAAGAUGGCCAGGAUGCUCUGCAGUGCUGGAGAGGAUGACCUGGCUGAUUUUUGGCUGGAUUAUUCCCCAGCCCAGUUAAACAAGCACUGUGCCUGUAGAGGAAAAACUUGUCUAACUGCCCCAGACUACUGCAGAUGUAGCAGAGCUGCCAUCUUUGUCAUGGGCUACAAAAAUGGUGGCUGGAUUUAUUAGUUUACCAUUGAGGAUGAAUAAAAGCACGGAACUCUCAAGUGUGCAAAGGAUCAUAAACAAGAACAAAGUUUUGUUAGUGGGUCUGAAAAGGUUUUUUUUAUACUGAAGCAAACUUAGAAAAAGUGUCAAUGUACAGAUAAUUCUUCUUGCACAAAUACUUUGUUGUGUUUUAGAUAACUGCACCCACAGCUCCAACUUCUGUCUUCUUCUUGAAGCAACAGUGAUGUCCUUAUCCUUGAAUGUCUAACAGUGGAAACUGAGCACUCACGUCUGCAAGAGAAGAUGCACUAGGAAGGAACAGAACCCUCUUUAGACUAUGAAUUAGCAAAGCAGAAAUUAAACUAAUUGUGCGAUGAAACUUUUUAUUUCCACUGUCAUUUCCUUUAGUAUGGCAUCCCUGUUUACGUUGGGUUUGUUUUGUAUUGAAAUACAGUAUUUCUCUUAAAGGCAGGUUUUCUUUGAGAUGCUACUUCCAAAGUUUUGCUAGCAAAACAUCGGAGACAAAAUUGGAUUGAAAAACUGUGUCUGAAAAUGGCUAAGGACUUCAGGAUCUUCAGAGCUCUGCGACGUGUAUCGUAUUCUUAUGUUGUCUAAAUGAAAUACUACUUUUUAAAAAGGCAAAUCUUACAGGCUGUCUUCCAAGUAAAUGAUUUCCGUAAGGGAAAUAUAUUUUAAAUAUUAUUUAAAUAUUUACUACUAUUUAAAACGAUUUUAAAACAGAAGAGCUAAAACUACGGUCACAAAAUGUCGGUGUGUCAUUGGUCAUUUCAUUGCUCACUGCUAACACAGGACGUUCGGUCUGUCACACACACGUGCAUGGCAGUGUGCACGUUCUGUCAUAUCUUAUUGUUUAAGCUACUCCUGACAUGUCAUUGUUAACACAUGCAUGUUUUCUGCAUAUCUCCUCUACGUAUGGAAAAAAAAAAAAACAAAAAAAAACAAAAAAAAAGAAGCUAGGGCUAAUAACAGACACUUUAUAUGUUCUUAGUCCAGAUUUUCAGGUGGUCCGUAAUACAAUGUAUGGAAAUGUGAAAAAGGACACAUUUUUGUACCAUUUGUGAUGUUAUUAACUAAACCCAUUAAAGUGAAAACACUUUUUAAACAAAAACCUCAUAAUUCUCAGUCGUUUCUUAUUAAAAUGCUGAGACUUGAAAAGUUAGUUUGUUGGGGAGAAAAUGGCAAUUUCGACUGUUAUGAUCUCAAGAUGAAAAAAUGCAGUUCUAGUUCUUCUUCAUUGUAUAACGUGGGUAAGGAACUCUUUAUAGUUCUGAGUGCUUCGCAUUCAUUUUCACAGUCUAUCUGCCAGUUCUUAAACUGAUGUGAGAAAUGAAGAGCCGGAAAAGAAAUGUCUUCUGUGAUUCGGUUGCUUUAUUGCUAUCCUGUUUUAUUCGCGUUCUUUCUUUCUUACCUAGAAUGCUGUCUGUGUGUACGUACAGGGAAAAAUGGUGCUGGAGGGUUUUUGUCUUUCUUCCUGCCCCCUUCACUUAAAGGGAACUGCUCCAGAUACUUUCCUGUGAAUGUUUUUGCUGUACACAGGGGGCUGAAAUCCCAUAUAAUCUCAUUGCUGGCCAUAAGGUAAAUGGUAUGCAUUCUCUGAGCCACUUACUUGAAGGAAAAAGUGAAUGUGAAGGGCUAGAAUAUUUUUAUAAUGGUCCUUUGUGUAAGAGCUGCUUCCCAAACCAAUGCUUAUUCUUCCACAGGUGUUUCCAGCUCAGAUUAUUAUCAGAUUAAGUCUCUGUUGACUUCUUUUUAUUCUAGGUGUAUUACUUGAAAACCUGUAAUUGGGAGUGUAUGCCACAGCGUUUGGAGCCUGGGAGGCUCGUGAUAGCAAGAGCUUUCAGUAUAGUUGUGUUACUUUGCAUCAUCCUCCUUUCUACCUGUGGUGCCUGCUAAUAUGAUUUCUUUGUGCAUUACUUAUCACAUUUUUACAGCAGCAACAAAGCAAAUGCUGUGAUCACUGAAUAAAAGCUGAAGCACCAGUGUUUGGUCAUGCGGUUAGGUCACAUUAGUAACUUAUUCAGAGCUCUGGGAGAAUGAGGAUUUCACUGAGUAAAGCAGCCUUGGUGGAUUCUGAAACCUUCCAACUUUCUGCUGUUGGUCGGCAUAUCGAAAUUAUUAUUCUUACAACUUUGGUAACAGAACAAAGAAUAAGAGAAUGCUUUUUAUUUGCCUCACUGCAAAGUCCAACAGUUGAUAAACAGCCAGAGAGAUAGUUUGACUACACUGAAUGGACUUUGCACAAAAGAAGCUGAAGAUAAAGCUUACGUGUGAGAAUCCAAGUGUUGCAAUUCUGGAUCCAGCUGGUCAAACAAGAGGGGAAAAGAAAGAAUCAUUUUUUCAUUCUGCUAGUUAGUGACAAGGCUCCCUGCAGGCAGUGCUUCCAGAGCUCUUCCUCAUCCUAAACUUAGGAGCCUGACAAAACAUGACACAGGUUUUGACUGCUGCACAUUGUACAGUAACAUAAAAAGUGAAUUAUGGAUUAAUGCAAAAACAAACAAACAAACACAAAACCCACAAAAAACCCAAUUCAUUGCUCUAGAACACAAGCCUUACACUAAGUGUAAAUGGUGAUAGAAUUGGUACAUAGUUUUCUGAAUAAGUUUUCUGAAUAAGUGAAAAUAAGUGGUCAACAUCAGGAAUUCACUUCUGGUUGAUAAAUCCAUCUAGAGUUCUUGCUCUUUCCUGUUUUUUUUUAAUCUGCUACUGCUGUCCUGUUCAGCAGGUGCCACUGCUGGCUGCUUACUCCAAGAAUACGGGCCAUGAAACUUGUCCCUGCAAGUUUAAGUUACCACCAUGCUGCUUCAGCUGGAAAUCACCACUGCUUAUUUGGCUUGAGCUCAGGUCCUCCACAACUGUGUCAAUUUAUGAGAACAGCUCUUGAAUCACUUUGUGGAUUUACCUAAACCCACAUUCAGUUAAGCUAACGUAUUUGGGUUUGCGCUGCAAUGUUCAGUCAGGUACUUUAGCUCACCUGUGAAACAGUAACUCCCAACGGGGCAGAGCAGAGGGAACCUUCUGGCAUAUCAAUUACUUGUGUCUGAUGGUGCUCCACUCUGCACCUUCUGGUGGAUCAGGUUUCUGGAGCGCAGGUGACAGCGAAUCUUUACUGUUGUGCAAGGAGCCUUUACCCAGACAGUGCUGCUGGGACCAUGCUACGCUGAGCACAUUUAGCCAUACUGCAUUCAGUCUCUGCUUGUAAAAAAAGAAUAAAUUGCAUAAAUGAAUGUCUCAGAAGACUUCUGCGAGAGAUGAAAAGCCCGUUUAAGACAACUAUCGGUAUUGCUUAUUGGGGAAGCAGAGGCACACUGCUGUGUCACAUCGGUCACAUUGCUAGAAGUCUUUGCUCCCUUACACUUCUUCAAAGUAAUUCUCAAGCAGUUCUGGCUCUGACUUUCUCUAGCCCUUCUGCAUUUAUAGUAUCUCACAGAGUACAACGUGUUCCACUGGAGGUCAGUGUGCACCAGUGCAGGCUCAGCAGAAUGCCUCCCUGCCCUUCACUUGCUAUAUUGUACUGCUUGACUUUGUCUGGUACCCCAUUGGUAUUCCAGCCCAGGAAUGGAAGGAUUGCAUUUGUGAACAAUGCAUGCUUUGUCAAUUCAAACAGUCAGUCAUCCAGAAGCUUCUGUCUGGGGAACUUGUUUAUUGUUCUAGACUCUUCAAAAAUGCAAGGGUGGAAUCCUUGCAGAUUUCUUUGCUAUAAAAUAUUGAAGUUUGUGUUUAGAGAGUAAAUCAUACUCUUAUCCAAGCUGUGCAACUGAACACAGCUUCUCCGCAGUGGAGCAGAUGUGGUUGGCACCGUGGUGUGAAUGUUGUGGGAUGGCAUCGCUGUAUCCCAAAGAACCUACAGCUAGGUCAUCUUUUUAAAUUCCAAUGUAAUGAGAAAUUGAAACUAAGAGUGAAUUUGUGAAUAACCUGCUCUGCAACCUGAUGGAGACUCAGUUCUCUAACCCCUGGAGGUCAGUCCCAAGCAAACCUCUCGCGCUCUUAGUAUAAGUAGCAGAACACAUAACUCAGUUAUAAGACAUGUACUGCAUGAGUCCGCUUAGCAUCCCUCACACGUCUGGCAUAUCAAAUAGCCCUUGGCUAUCUGAUAUGAACAGCUAUUCGUUUAUCUCCAUUUGAGAUUAAUAAAGGUGGAAGAGAGCAUUUGGUGAAUUUUACAGGGCAGUUUCAGUAUUAAGAAAAAUAAAUACUAGGCUUUAUAUCUUUGUGUGAAACAACUGCGGAGAUUUGAUAUUAUUCUGAUGAUUGUGACUUAAAAAAAUCUAAUUUCUGUAACCAAAGCUGUGGGUUUCAUUUACGUAUGUGAGAUUACGAAACAUAUGUCAAAACGUAUCUCAUCACUGGUGAGUGGAAUAGAGCAACGUUUUAGGAGCUACUGUUCAAAAUGUUCUUUCAUCAGCUUCGCCACUGCAGUGAAUGCAGGCAUUGUCUGUAUUUAAAUUGGGAUAAAAAGUGACUAUUCUAAAUAACUGGAAUAUUUACAUGAAUUUUUAUGUAAAGCAUUGUUUGAUGUGCUCUUUCAGGAACAAAACCAUGAAGACUGAGUCCAACAGAUCCUUGCUAUUAUGGCGAUAUGAUUUUCUGUACAUGUAAAUUUAGAUGGUGUUGACAUGUACUUAAAAGCUGGUGUUGCUAUGGGAAGAUACUUGAAAUUAAGGAAAUAAGUCUGGUGGUAGAAGAGAGAUCCUUGCGUAGUCUGACUGUGAGAUGUCAGAUUAGCAUGUGAAGUGUCUUUUGAAAAUGAGCAAUACAGCAGUCGUGUUCUCCUGCAAGAAUGUCUCUCAGUCUGUCAGUUUUCAGUAACAAGUCAAUCUUUCCUAAUCUUUGGAACUUCAAAUACAAAAAGUAUUUUGGAUAUUGAACUCGUCUUUGGCUUAGACUUUUUUUUUUUUCUUUCAGAUUUGAGGUCUUCAGUUUUAAGAAAUUGAAUUUUUUUCCUUUGUUUCUUUCAAGACGACCCAACAUUUCCAGAUCACAACAAGCACCAAUCAGUACAAUGGCAGCCCCUCUGUUCUCCCAAUACACCUCCAUCCUCUUAGACAACAUACGCUCCAACUUCUGCCUUUCCAGUGCAAUUCAGUUGAAGGACUCCAUCAUUCAGCCAUCUCUUGCUCCACGAGGCUUCAUAUUCAAUUCCAUCCCCUUCACCUGUGCCUGCAACGCUUGGGAAUUACAGGCGUCAUUCAUCCAAACGCCCCGGCCUGCCUCCA
Messenger RNA from Lagopus muta (rock ptarmigan), 17630 nucleotides. RefSeq names its product glutamine and serine rich 1 (gene QSER1). The transcript has 14 exons. Lineage: Eukaryota; Metazoa; Chordata; Aves; Galliformes; Phasianidae. The record is from RefSeq and is a predicted model, not a curated record. The coding region runs from base 4118 to 9577 and encodes 1819 amino acids.